This is a messenger RNA of Mangifera indica (mango), 2925 nucleotides long. RefSeq names its product transcription factor PIF4-like. The record is from RefSeq and is a predicted model, not a curated record. Gene Ontology annotation, biological process: regulation of DNA-templated transcription. The transcript is spliced from 8 exons. The coding region runs from base 809 to 2428 and encodes 539 amino acids. Gene Ontology annotation, molecular function: protein dimerization activity; DNA-binding transcription factor activity. Lineage: Eukaryota; Viridiplantae; Streptophyta; Magnoliopsida; Sapindales; Anacardiaceae.
AAAACUGGUUCCUGAUUCUCUGAAUUUUCUUAUUACCUUUUUUUUACAGCUGCAGCAGUAUCAGCUUUUUAAAGAGAGAGAGAGAGAGAGAGACCUGAACUUCAAGUGCGCUUCUGAUUCAGUUUUCUGUACAAGAGAAGUCAUAGAUUUAACAUUUGGUCAGCUUUGCUUAAUUUCAUUGACAUUUUCUUGUCUGAGUUUGUGUUUUCGAGUGUUGUUUAUUGUGUGUUCUCUUUGUCUGGACUAUUUUUGUAAAAGAAAUUGUUUUUCCUUCUCAAGUUCUUGGCUUUUUGGUCUUCACUGGUGGCCUGAUGCCUUUAGCUGCUUUUUCUUUUCUUCAAAUUCGAAAUUCCUUUGCAUGAUUAAUGAUUUUGAAAGCUUUAACAUGGGCUGCUAUAUCUUUUCUCUCUCUUUGCUUCAGUUUUAAAUUAUUUUUCCCUUUCUUUGGUAAAAGGUUCGAAGAUUGGUGUUCUUUAUCUGUUUCCCAUUAAAAUAUUAGUGAGAUUGGUGGCAGUUAAUUAUGAUUAAAUUCUAGUUGUACUCCUUUAGGAAUAGAGACUGUUUCAAUUGUUAAGAUACUUCUUUAUAUGGUAUAAAACGUUUAUAUUUAAUACCAGUUGCUCUGGUUUUUUUUUCUUUUUUGGGUUAGUCAACUAAUUUAUUAAAUAAUUUCACUGUGUUCAGUGGGAUUCUGUAUUCUACUAAUCUCACACUGCUAAUUUUAAAGUGUACUUCCAUUUUGUUUAUUAAUAUAAAUAAUCUAGUGGUGUUUUCUUUCUUGUUAUGCAGAAAUUUUUGUCACUGAGCCAUGAAUCCAUGUAUACCAGAUUGGAAUUUUGAAGGUGAUCCCCCCGUCACCGAUCAGAAGAAACCCAUCGGCAGGCCAGAACAUGACCUUGUAGAGCUCUUAUGGCAAAAUGGGCAGGUAGUUUUGAACAGUCAAACAUAUAGGAAACCAAGUUUAAAUCCUAAUGAGUUUAGACAAGUCCAAAAACAAACUUUACGGGAACGUGGAUCAUAUGGGAAUUCAAGUAAUUUGAUUCAAGAUGAUGAAACAAUCUCAUGGAUUCAAUACCCGCUUGAAGAUUCCUUCGAGAAAGACGUCUCCAAUUUUUUCUCAGAAUUGUCACCUAGUCGGAUGGAGGCCGGUAAGAAUACGAUAAGAUUUGGAGACGAAAAGUUGGUUAAAUUUGGUGCUUCAGGUGUGGCCACAAAUUCACAACCAACCAAUGUUACCAAUCCGGUUUUCCCUGGAAUGAAUAGGAAUGCAAUGCCUCCUCCAAGAUUUGAAUUCCAUGAUGCAGCCCAGAAAGAUAAAAAUUUAGGUGGCUUUGGAGAAGUUGUUAAUAUUUGUCAAACCACAGCUCCCUUAAAGGGCGAACAAAGAUAUUCUAAUGGACAAUUUGUUCACAAAGGGACUGGAACUAUGACAAAUGGGGAGGUCAGGGAUCCUUCGAUGAUGACAGUUGGGACAAGCCAUUGUGGUAGCAAUCAAGUUGCAUAUGAUCUUGAUAUCAGCCGAGCUUCCAGCAAUGGUGCGGGUACUACAGGUAUAUCUCCUGGAAAUUUAAACACUGAUGUUCAGAGAGUAAUUUCUCAAAGUGAGAGGGGCAAAGCUGAGACACUUGAACCAACUGUUACUUCAUCUUCUGGUGGAUCUGGCAGUAGUUUUAAUAGAACAAGCAAGCAAUCUACUGGGGUUAUUAGCCACAAGAGGAAGAGCAGAGAUGCAGGGGAAUCUGAGUGCCAAAGUGAUGCAGCUGAACUUGAUUCAGCUGAAGGGAACAAAUCAUCGCAAAAAUCUGGGUCUUCCCGCAGGAGUCGUGCUGCUGAAGUGCAUAACCUCUCAGAAAGGAGACGAAGGGAUAGGAUCAAUGAAAAAAUGAGGGCAUUGCAAGAGCUAAUACCCCACUGCAACAAGACAGAUAAAGCCUCAAUGCUAGAUGAGGCAAUUGAGUACUUGAAGUCUUUACAGUUACAACUUCAGGUUUUUCAGGUUAUGUGGAUGGGAAGUGGUAUGGCCCAAAUGAUGUUUCCAGGCGUUCAGCAUUAUAUGUCUCGCAUGGGUAUGGGAAUGGGUCCAACAUCAUUGCCAUCUAUCACCAGUCCUGUGCAUUUGUCUAGGGUCCCCCUAGUUGAUCAAUCCAUGGCUAUUGCCCAAGCACAAAAUCAGGCUGUAAUGUGUCAAAAUUCGAUGUUGAAUCCGGUCAGUUUCCAAAAUCAGAUGCAAAAUGCAAACUUCUCUGAUCAAUGUGCCCAUUAUAUGGGUUUUCAUCCUAUGCAAACAACCUCUCAGCCUAUCAAUAUGUUUAGAUUUGGUUCUCCGACAGUGCAAAGUCAAGUAACGUCACCGCCUAGCACUAGUCAUGGACCUUUCAUGGCAGGAGCUGCAACAGAUAAUACCUCUCUAAGUGGCAAGACAGGUUAAUCAAUGAGAGAACCAGAAGGGAACUCGUGAAAUACAUAUGGUCCCCCUAUAUUUAUAAUGGGACCAUAACAAGAUGGUGAAAGCUUUGUUCAUCCUGAAGGCUACUCAUUUAUUAAUUUCAUUGCUAAUUGAUUGCUUUGUUACAAGUUCUCACCGGAUAAGUAAAGGGUCAUAGCUCCGAUGGGAAUUUAUCGGGGAAACAGGAAACCAUCACAAGAGUUGCACCCUGAUAACAAAUUGGUUCAUUGAAGCUAUGAUGGGUUAAGCGAACUUGUUCAAAUGCGAGAAUUACCCUAAGCAGGAAUAUUUUUUCCUACCCUCAGCAAAAUCAAGAUUGUUGUUGCUGUUCCAUAAUAUGUAUAACUAGGUACAUGCAUUUUCUUGCCUGUUGGCAUUAACCUGUAAAAGCUCCUACUAUGCUCCCUCUUACUGUAGAAUAACAAACUUUAUUGUUAACAUUUUCCCAUGGUAUUAACUUGCUUCGAACUUCUCUACAA